Owenia fusiformis is the source of this 1181-nucleotide messenger RNA. The record is from the annotation of a GenBank genome assembly. Lineage: Eukaryota; Metazoa; Annelida; Polychaeta; Sabellida; Oweniidae.
AGGUCAAGUCACAUGAUCAGUUUUGUCAUCGCCAUUUUGAUAAUUUUCAUAAUUUGCGAAUCGAGAACCCUCACGUUUUAUUAAAUAUUUUACACAUUUAUAUUGUAUAUACUGUACAGAAAUCAUGUCUGCGGAACAACCAUUAUAUACACCAUUCUUUGGAGUGAUGGGGGCAACAGCCGCUAUGGUAUUUAGCUCCUUAGGUGCCGCCUAUGGAACAGCUAAAUCAGGAACUGGUAUUGCCGCCAUGGCUGUCAUGCGUCCAGAGCUCAUCAUGAAGUCCGUCAUCCCUGUUGUCAUGGCUGGUAUUAUUGCCAUAUAUGGGCUUGUCGUAGCAGCUUUAAUCGCCAAUGAAAUAAAACCAGAUUCAUACACACUUUUCAAGAGCUUCGUACAUCUGGGUGCUGGACUUAGUGUAGGUCUUAGUGGUCUUGCUGCAGGCUUUGCCAUUGGAAUAGUAGGUGAUUCAGGAGUACGAGGUACAGCCCAACAACCCAGGCUAUUCGUUGGAAUGAUUCUUAUCCUCAUUUUCGCUGAAGUAUUGGGUCUAUACGGACUUAUUGUUGCCUUGAUCCUGUCAACUAAAUAAUAAAACAGACUACAAAACACUUAGACUGUUAUAGAGAAUGUUAUAUAAUUAUGUAAUUAUUACAAUUGUAUUGUAUAGAAGGGGUCUUAAUUCUUUAAAAGCAUCAUGGGUAAUUUUGUACUGAUUCGAAUUGAAUGAACACAUUCCGAAAUGUAAUUUCCAGAGACCUUUUAGAUUUUGAGACUUUUAUGAAGUAACUUGUGAUGCUUAUUUUGGAUUAAGAUUAUUACAGUUGUAGCGAAUUGUCUUGUGUGAAAUUCUCUUCCAUUAAAAUGGACUGUGUAAAGUUGGAAUUGGCAGACGGAUACAAUCUAAAUGGUGGAAUCAUACGAAAAGAAAUUGAUAAUAAAGAAAAUGAAUUCUAGAACAGUCUUGCCAUAUUUGGCAUAAUGAUCACUGAAUAUACUGACAACAAACAUACAGCAUUCCAUUUCUCGAAUACUGAGGGAGGGGGGAUUGAGGGAGGAAGGAAAGGUUAACUUAUUGAACAAAAGGCUGUGCCAUUUCUGUGUGUUUUACGAUAUGAGGUGAUAAACUAUGAAAGUAGCAAAUUAGCAGUGACGAAUAAACUGAAAAUAUUCAGUAAUCAAGA